CCCGUGCGGAGCAGCAGGACCUCCGAGGAAAACCGGAGAGUGAACCGGGCGCUUCAUGAUUUCUGCUCCCUUUUCUCUCAGGUUAAGAUUUUGACAUUUGUUUUCGUUUUGGCUCGUCUGGGCUCCUCUUCUGGACCGAGUGGACUACUGGAAGAAAAGACACAAACAUGGAGAUAGAGAAGGAAGUGAAGAAGAUGACCCUCGGCCACGAGUUUGGUGCUGGAGCUUCCUGUUUGAAAUGCAAGGACAAGUGUGAAGGCUUCGAGCUGCAUUUCUGGAGGAAAAUCUGCAGGAACUGUAAAUGUGGGCUGACGGAGCACAACGUGCAGAUGAUCUCUGAGGAGAACAAGAAGGUGGGGAAGCUGUUCGAGGACACCAAGUACACCGGCCUGAUCGCCAAGCUGAAGACGGACGGCGUCCCCAGCUACCGCGGCAACAUGGUGACCAUCUCCAUGCCCAGCAGCGGCACCGCGUACAUCGUGCCGCCCAGCGCCUCCUCUUCUUCUGUGGUGCGUCCGCCUGCCACCGCUGGUUCUGUGCAGCCAGCAGGGGGCGCUGCAGGUCCAGCAGGGGGCGCUGCAGGUCCAGCAGGGGGCGCUGCAGGUCCAGCAGGGGGCGCUGCAGGUCCAGCAGGGGGCUCUGCAGGUCCAGCAAGGGGCGCUGCAGGUUCAUCAGGGGGUGUUCGUCCUCCAGCAGCCAGCCUCACGCCCCUGAAGGCCAACAGAGUGCCCGUCACCGUCAGCCUCGCCUCAGCCAACACGGUGCCCAGAGACGUGCCCAUGAUGUCCGUCACCUACGAGUGGGCUCCACCUGUUGCCAAUAAGUACCUGGCGGCGCGGUACAUCGAGCUGCUUCCCGCAGAGAAGCGUCCGGUGGCCGGUACCGAGGGAGCCGUGUAUCGCCGGCAGCAGAUGGCCCGCCAGCUGCCAGAACACGACCAGGACCCGGCCCAGUGCCACGAGUUGAGCCCCGCCGAGGUCAAGCAGAUGCAGCAGUUCGUCAGAAAGUACAAGGACGAGGCGUUGGGCGUGGCAGACGUCAUCCUGCCCGAGGAGAUGGCUCUGGUUCGGGCCGGGGGAGGAGCUGGAGGGGCUCACGGUGCUGGAGGGGCCGGGUAUGGACCGGGAGGAGUGGGGGCCGGAGCUGGAGGUCCUGGAGCUGGUUAUGGUGCUGCAGCUGGUUAUGGGCCAGGGAAUGCAGGUCCUGGAGUUGGUGCUGGUUUUGGAGCUGGAGCAGGAGGUAGAGGAGCUGCUGCUCCUGGUUCUGCUGGUUAUGCUGGUGCUCCUGGUUAUGCUGGUUAUGCUGGUGUUCCUGGUUCUGCUGGUGCUCCUGGUGUUCCUGGUUCUGCUGGUUAUGCUGGUGCUCCUGGUUCUGCUGGUUAUGCUGGUGUUCCUGGUUCUGCUGGUGCUCCUGUUGUUCCUGGUUCUGCUGGUUAUGCUGGUGUUCCUGGUUCUGCUGGUGCUCCUGGUGUUCCUGGUUCUGCUGGAGCGAUGGGCGCUCCUGGAUCUCAGCAGGCUGGACUCCCACAGCAGGCCUUCUCGUGCAAUCACUGCCAGCAGCCGAUGCGAGUUGGCGAGCCGGCGGUGUACGCAGAGCGCGCCGGAUACGAUAAGAUGUGGCACCCCGCCUGCUUCGUCUGCUGUAACUGCAGCGAGCUGCUGGUGGACAUGAUCUACUUCUGGAAGAAAGGCAAGCUGUACUGCGGACGCCACUACGGAGACAGCGAGAAGCCGCGCUGUGGAGGCUGUGAUGAGCUGAUCUUCAGUAAUGAGUACACGCAGGCUGAGGGUCAGAACUGGCAUCUGAAGCACUUCUGCUGCUUCGAGUGCGACUGUAUCCUCGCCGGAGAGACGUACGUGAUGGAGAACGAUAAACCCGUGUGCCAGCCGUGCUACAUGAAGAGCUACGCUGUGAAAUGCUCCUCCUGCCAGCUCCUAGUUGAUCCCGAGGCCCAGAGGGUUUCCUACGGAGACUUCCACUGGCACGCCGACCCGCAGUGCUUCAAGUGCUCCGGCUGCUCCAAGUGUCUGGUGGGCCAGCGCUUCAUGGCCGUGAAGAACUUCCUCUUCUGCUCCGUGGACUGCAAGAAGAAAAUCGUGGUUUAGAGCGGCCCUCCAUCUUCCCCAAAAACCACUGGUGAAACCAGGCUGCGUUCAGAUGGAGUCAGAGCAGAAACAUGGCUGCACGUGGGAAGAGAUUGUGUGGUGUUGUGUUACCACUCAGUGCCUGAUACCUCUGAUAUAGAGGCGUAUAAUAAUAAUAAUAGUAAUGCAUUUUACAUUAGGGUGCUCGUACCCUUCGGUUCAUGGAGAUCACAGUAUUGAUAAAUCACCCAAACGUCUUCCUUCCAGUUUGUUAUUUUCAACAACUUCAGUAUAAAUACGUAGAGAAAAGGCAAAUAAAACACAGCAAAACAAAGCUUAUAAUUAAAAAGCGUUCACUUGAGUUAUCCAAUUACAUUGUUUCUCGUCAAGGACGUCAUAUUUUAUGAUAAAAAUUACAAACUUUACGAUAACUACGUUUCCAAAUGGACUUUGGUUGUGUUACCAUUCAGUGCCUGAUACGUCUAAUAUUGAGGCGUGUAGUAAUAAGGAGUUCAUUUGACGUUAGGGUGCUCGUACCCUUCAGUUCAUGGAGAUCACAGUAUUGAUAAAUCACCCAAACGUCUUCCUUCCAGUUUGUUAUCUGCCUUUUCUCAGCUAAUUCAGUUUAAAUACGUACUGUAGAGAAAAGGCAAAUAAAACCAAGGUAUUUGAAGUGGUAGAGCAGAAAACAAAGCUUAUAAUUAAAAAGCGCUCCUGUGAGUUAUCCAAUGACAUUGUUUCUGGUCAAGGACGUCAUAUAAACUUCAAGGUCUGUCAGCCAUUUCCUCUCAACUAUUCCAUUGUUGUUGCUUUUCUUGCACUGUUUUCAUUCCGAUGAGAUUUAUUUUGUGUUGGUCAGUUUUCUGAUGUUGAACCUGUGUCUUUGAAUGUGCUGCUCCUAUUGAACCUACUGUUGAUUUGCCACCAUUUGAGCGUUCUUCCUACAAAAUAACUACUGAUACUAUCUCUCCUCGAUGCAGUAAUAUGGUGAGCAAUAUUUGCCAGGUUUGCUUUGCUUCUUGAACACUGUAUUUCAGAUCAAACUGAAAUAAAAUGGUAUUUGAUGUUAAAAACUCUGAGGAAAUGUAACUUGAGAGAUUUUGGAAAUGAAACAUCCGACACUGAUAAGAGCAUAUGUUCUUUUACACAUAAUCCAAUAGGGUGUGUAUAUAUUGCAGUAUUAAAUAGUAUUUUGGAUUGACACUAAAUGAAAACCUCCCAUGAUGCACCACCAGUAUAACAUAUUGCUUUCCUACAGGUGUAUGAAAGGCAUUUAUAACUCCGUCCAGCUUGUGUAUGUUGAUGUGGAUAAAGAACGUGCACAGAGAUAUUUUGUAUUGUAAGGAUGUUAGAUUGCAUUAGCUUUUGUCCCAUGAACUGGCAUCACUGUGGAUCGAGUUCAAUCCAAUUAUACUGCAAGAUAUAUCCUUGAAAAAAAAGUUGAACUGCAUUUGGUUGUUGGAUCUUCGUUAACUAAAAAUAUAUCAGAGUACAAAUAAAAAGGGAAAAAGGCUGAACAAACCAAUGAGAGCAGAACAUAUGUUUGGUUUUACAUUUCCAUCCAGAUCAUCCACUGGUGAAUACAAACACUGAACAUGUGUUGUAUAGGAAUAAUGACAUGGGACCCAAACACUUAAUGACAUCAGGAAAUCACUGGACAUUCCCAUAAAUAAAGACGAUGUGAGUUUCUUUAUUUUUUGUUCUUUUGUGCCAUGUACUUUUCCAAUCAUGCAAUAAAUGGCAUUUGACACAUUU
Messenger RNA from Gymnodraco acuticeps, 3839 nucleotides. RefSeq names its product testis derived transcript (3 LIM domains) (gene tes). The transcript has 8 exons. The record is from RefSeq and is a predicted model, not a curated record. The coding region runs from base 168 to 2105 and encodes 645 amino acids. Gene Ontology annotation, molecular function: zinc ion binding. Lineage: Eukaryota; Metazoa; Chordata; Actinopteri; Perciformes; Bathydraconidae.